AUGCCAAUGUAUGUUGCUGUAAAAGACAUUGGCCCGCUCGAUAGGGAGAAAGCAAUAAGAGUCAAGUGUGUUAGAUGCUACGAAAUAGCUGAAAACAGAGGGUCUACAGAGAUCAAGAGUCGAGAAGUGUUGGUCUGCGAUAAAGAGGGAACUUUCAUACAUUUGAACAUGCAUAACAGUGAUGUCAAAAAAUACAAAAAUGUUUUCAUAGAAGGGAAGCUCUAUUCAGUAAAAAACUUUUUGGUGUUCACCCACUAUUAUACUUACAAAACUUGUGAUCACCAAUAUAUGAUUAGGCUAAACUAUAAGACUCAGGUAAAGGCAAUCAAAUCGAAAGGUUUUCCUAAUAAGAUGUUUCAGCUAAAAACCUAUGACUCUUUGAAAGACCCUACUCAAGUCAAUGACAAGGUGUUGUUUGAUUUAAUAGGUAGAGUUGUCGAGAUCUAUGUUCCUGUUGACAAAAUAAUAGGAGGCAGACCAGCCAAACUUCUAGACUUUAAAAUGGCUGAUAAUGAGGGAAAUACCUUACAGUGCACUGUGUGGGACAGUCAUGUUGGUUCCAUGCUACCAUACUAUGAUUCUGGUCUUAAAGAACCACCAAUUUUGGUUCUUCAGCUUUGUCGGGCAAAAGUGGUCAAUGGUGAAAUCAGAAUUACUAGCUGCUAUGAUGCUACCCAACUUCAUUUGAAUGCAUCUUUUCAGGAAUUUGCUGAUUUUAAGUCUCAGUUAACUGCAUCAAAUAACCCUUUACGCAGUAUUAGCACUGCAACUGUGUUGUCUCAAUCCACAGGAAUUGAUGACUUCACCAGUGGUGCUUUGACUGUAACUCCAGUAGCUGAUCUGUUGAAAAAGAAGCAGAAUGGGGAGUUCUAUGUACCUGCUAAAAUUGUGGCCAUUGAAGGCUCUUUUGGAUAG
Messenger RNA from Ipomoea nil (Japanese morning glory), 915 nucleotides. RefSeq lists its product as uncharacterized. The transcript is spliced from 7 exons. The record is from RefSeq and is a predicted model, not a curated record. The coding region runs from base 1 to 915 and encodes 304 amino acids. Lineage: Eukaryota; Viridiplantae; Streptophyta; Magnoliopsida; Solanales; Convolvulaceae.